CCCAAAUUCAUGUUAAAAAAAGAAAGUAAUUUAAACCCAAAAUCCCAUCUGAAUGGGGAAAGUCCUAACCCCUCUUUGAUUUUACUUUGAGCAGUCUUUCGAGCAUUAAUCAAUGCCAACUGCCCAUGAGCCAUAUGACCAACCAAACAUAAAAUCGAACUAACAAUACAAUGUGCAUUAUAUUGUACGUUUUUUUACCCAUGCAAGGUGGUUCUUCCCUGCCUAAAUUCACCCACAUUUUCUUAUGGUGCAUUGUUUGAACACUCAAUCUCAAGAGUCAAAUAUUUAUGAUGCUAAUAUAGAGGCACAACUGUGGUUGAUUUGGCUGUGAAUAUGAAAAAUAAAACAUAACUUUUCUAUCAUCUAUAUGCAAUUCGAGCAUGUGGUUUAUGAAAUGACAAAUACAACAUGAAAUACUUAACUAUUUUAGUGAUGAAUGUAACACCCACCGUCAGCUCUCAUCGAUGGUAGGUAACGAGAUACUAAUGUACAUAGGGUUGAUGUUAAGAAAUAUAGCAUAUUCAUCGUCUUCUCUUUGUACGUAAGAGAAAAGUUCUGUGAUAGAGUCGAAAAUCAAAGCGAUGUAGGCAGAAAGAACGAACCAUAGAGAACCAAGCAAUUAAAAAGACCAAAACCUGUAAUAUUUCGGUCGACCCCUGUUUUUAUUAUUUCACAGCUCGAAUCUGAUUCCUGUAAUAUUUCGUUAUAAAUGAAAUAAUACAAGUGAUUCAUAAAAAAAAGACCAAAACCUUAUCAUCAAUUGUCCUAUAUAUUUCGCAAUUGUUUUACGCGAAUGUUGCAUGGAUUUUUACAAUAGUUUGGAAAUCAAAAGACGACGCCCAUGCCCCCGGCCAACCUAUGAGUGUCUUCACCAUGAAAACUUAUAAUAUGGUUGAUCGAACUAUUGUGUGCGUGUGUGUGUGUGAAAUAUGCAUUCCACAGAAAACACACUAAUCUUGAUAGGCCGUCGUCAUCUUUCGAGUAUCUAUGAUGCGAAAGGAAUGGUGGAAACCAAUCCCACAAGGUGAAUCGUUCCUCCUCAACUCCACAUCUCCACAACUGAUUUCAUAUUCAGUCUAAUGCUACAAUUACUUCCUUUCCUCCCUCUCGUUCUUAGUUCGUUAUUCUUAGCCACAUACCACGAACUGACAGUUUCAGUUUUUUUGUUUACGACCUAAAUUAAAUACAUAUCACACACGAAAUAUUCAUUAUACUCGAACCAAUCGCAUCACAACUAUCCUUUUACCAUUGGCACACCUAAACUAUUAUACUUUGGUUUGAACUAAUUUGCUCCAAUAUAUAUUUCCUUUUAUAAUCCAAAAGUUCUCGUAUACAUAUGCAUACGUUUAUACAUGUAAAAAUACGUCCAAUACUAAUGUAGCACACCGGCAAUUCAUCAUUAAAAAUACAUAUAUAGGAAACCGGCCAACCAAAUGUUCCGUAUAGAUCUCUCUUUUCUCUCUUUGCUAUCAAAGCUCCAAAACGUCACAACAUAAACCUCCAACCUCCCUUUCUCUUCCUUCAUUCCAUCUUGUCUCUAUAAAUACCCAUCAAACUUCCCCACAUUUCCCUUCACCUCAACACAUUCUCUCCUCUAGAAAAAAAAAGAACAAACACCAAUAACCACCUUAAUCACUUGCCUUCUCACGCAAGAAACCCUAUACCUUUUCACACAAGAAACACACACACACAAACAAACCCAUGCUUACGAUGGCUCCUUCUUCAACAUCGUCAUCACCUAGAGUUCUCUCUCUAAUCGCCACCAUCAUCAUAUUCUUCUACAUCUCCAUCACUCUAUCGUGCCAUCAUUGUGUUGCUGAUCAUCAUCGUGAUCAUCAUUACACCAUUGAACAAGAAAUCGAAGAACAACAAGGCGAAGGAAGGUCCAUUGGUGCUUACAAUGGUGAUAAUCAUUAUUAUCAUCAUCAUGGUUUUGAAGCAUAUCCAUCUUCAUCCUUUGGCAUGGCGGCCCAUGAUGGUGAUGAUGAUGAUGCCCAUUCCAUGGACUUGGUGAAGCUUACAAGUGAUGUCCUCAGCUUCAAAACAACCGAAAAAGUGGGUGCUACAUCAUCUUCUUCUUCGUCAUCUUCGUCGGCACAUAGAGUUCAAGUUGAAGAUUUUAGAGAGUACGCUGGUGGCAACGAUGACACUAAGAUGUUUGAGAAAGCGUGGGAGGCAGCUUGCAGCACAAAGGGCUCCGCGGUUCAGCUGGUCGUGCCGGCAAAAAACAGUUACACUGUUGGCCCAAUCACGUUCUCCGGCCCAUGCAAAUCCAGCAGUCUGACGGUCGAGAUCGCCGGCACCAUCCAGGCCUCCGGCGACCGGUCGGAUUACAAGGAAGACACCAGCCACUGGCUUCUUUUCGAAGGCGUCCAAAAUUUGGUCGUCCAAGGUGGUGGCACCAUCGACGGAAACGGCAACGUCUGGUGGCAAAACUCUUGCAAAGUCAACAAAGCUCUCCCAUGCACGAAAGCGCCAACGGCGGUGACGUUCUCGAAAUGCAACAACUUGGGCGUGAGGAACCUGAGGAUCCAAAACGCGCAGCAAAUGCACCUCACCUUCCAAGCCUGCACCAACGUCCAGGCCGCGAACCUCGCCGUGAAGUCACCGGAGAAGAGCCCCAACACCGACGGGAUCCACGUCACGGGGACCAAGAACAUCCGCAUCUCCGGCGCCGUCAUCGGGACGGGCGACGACUGCAUCUCCAUCGUGUCGGGCUCGCAGAACGUGGAGGCCACGGGCAUCACUUGUGGGCCGGGCCACGGGAUCAGCAUCGGCAGCCUGGGGGCCCACAACUCCCAGGCCCACGUUUCGGGUGUCACCGUGGACGGGGCCAGGUUCUCCGGGUCCACCAACGGCCUCCGGAUCAAGACGUGGCAGGGCGGGUCGGGCUCCGCGUCCAACUUCAGGUUCCAGAACAUCGUGAUGGAUAACGUGGAGAACCCGAUUAUUAUCGAUCAGAAUUACUGCGAUCAGGACAAGCCCUGCAAGGAACAGAAAUCGGCGGUGCAGAUAAAGAACGUGGUGUACAAGAACGUGAAAGGGACGAGUGCUUCGGAGGUGGCGAUAAAGCUGGACUGCAGCAAGAGCUUCCCGUGUCAGGGAGUGGUGCUACAAGAUGUUCAUCUAGUGAGGCAAGGGUCGCAGGAGGAUAAAGGAGCAAGGGCUGUGUGCAGCAAUGUGAAGUUGAGUGAAGUUGGAGCCGUUUCUCCAAGCUGCAGCCAUUGAAUGGGUGGAAUUUUAUGAAUGAAAUGAACGAAACCCUAAUUUCAUUCCACAUGAAUUGGGUUGAUGUAAAUAUUGAUGUAGUUACAGUAAAUAAAGUGAACACAAAUAGAGUCACACACUAGAAAGUAAUAGUAUACAGAUCAUACUUGUAAACUGCUGGUUCGUUGAAUUUGGGAUCGAUUUGAUAAUGUACAUAGCCGAUUUGAAUAAAGACCACACAGGUGGAAGUAUUGUUGAUUGCUAAAGUAUUGGGCCUGAGCUGCCUUGUCCAGUUUGUUGAUCAGUUGGAUGGGCUAACUGCAAGUUAUGUAAAGUAUUGGGCCUGAGCUGCCUUGUCCAGUUUGUUGAUCAGUUGGAUGGGCUAACUGCAAGUUAUGUACAGUUAACCCAAGGAGAUAAGGUAACAUGGAAGCCAUGGUCUUUUGGUUUUAUUUGGGCUGGGAAUCAGAAUGUUCGGUGUGAGUGAGUUCAUUACAACGGGAGGAAGAGCUAUGAUGCCAUGUGAGGUCACAUGCCCUUAUUUAUAUGCUUCAAAUUUCAAUCACGUGAGAGGUUAGACUUUAGAGGUAGGGUAAGUGGGUGACUGACUCAGACUCAGAGUCUCUUUUUGUCUUCCAGGGAAAGCAAAUCAAAGGUAGAGCAAGAAUUAUGAAAUAUACCAAGAUGGACUAAGGUAUCGUUUGCUUGUAGGAUUUGGGUGAUGGAUUUGGUAUCUAAAUCUCAAAUAUAAUGGAAUCGGCACAAGUCCAUUGUUUGCUAAGGGACACAAAUUCGUGGGGCCCACGGAUUUGGACCCAUUUUUUAGAUCCAAAUCUGUGGACCCCAAGGAUUUGCAAAUCCCACUUUUCAUUUGAGAUUUGAUAAUGAAAGGCAAACUGAACAAAUCCAUAAUGAAUAUAUGACAAAAAUAAACUACACAAACAAUGUACUCUUCCAAAUCCAUAAUGCAACAAAUCCAUCAUAAAUCCAAAGGUUUUGAAAACUCAAAACCCUCAUUUCAAAUCCAACAAGCAAACUAGCCCUUACUAGGGUCAUUUGGAUGACAUUUUUUAAAAUGAUAGACUUGGGACAAAAUCAUCCUUUAAAAAGCGUUUAAUGGAAUAGAGGAAAUUUGAGAGACACGGAGAGAGGGAGAUCGCUUUGAGGAGGAGAUUUGUGAUGGGGUUGAAGAAGAAAACUUGUAUAGGUGGGAGAAGUAGGUGGUGGCUGACGCUAAAGGAAAGGAAAGGAGGUUGCAUAUGCACAGAUCAGGAUAUAAGGAGAAACGAGGAAGUGGAGGCGAAAACGACGAUUCUGGUGGGGGGACGAGAAGAAACACGAAGAUGGUUGGAAUGAGAAGUCAGUAUAUCGAAGACAAGGAGGAAUGAAGAAGUAGUUGAUAGAUCGGAGAAAUGGACGAAGUCGAUAGAUAGUAGGGCUAGUGUUGGUUUAAACAAAAUUGGGAUGGAUGAUUUUGGAAUUGAAGAAAUAAAAAUGUGAUAUUUCAAAAUAGUCGGGAAAACUUUUCCAAAAUGUCAUAUUCGUGGAUUUUUAAAUUACCACAACCCCAAAACUUCUCUUUUACGAGAACCCCUUCUCAAACAAUGGAUUUUGGAAAAAAGUGGCACAAUCCCACCAAUAAAUAUCUCAUACAAAUCAUCUCUAUAUUUGUGAAUUCAUCAACUCUUUCACAUUCAAAAUUUAUCGACACAAAAAAAAAUUACAUUUUUCUCUGUUCGUAAUAUAUCAACCGAUAAAUAACGAGCAUAUAAGUCAAGUGCACAACUCAUCCUCCCAAUCCUCAAAAUCUUCCUUUUUCUCUCUCUUUUCCCGUCCAAUCUUUAUUGUAUUAGCCAUUAGGUACGUGAAAGGGAUCGCAUCCAUGGUCAGUAGAGCGGAUCAAGAGUUGAUGUUAUUUAUUAACGAACCAGUAAACCAUCGUUGCCGAU
Messenger RNA from Linum trigynum, 5156 nucleotides. The record is from the annotation of a GenBank genome assembly. NCBI's taxonomy places the organism in Eukaryota, Viridiplantae, Streptophyta, Magnoliopsida, Malpighiales, Linaceae.